ACGCAUGCUCAGGACUCGCGCGCUUGCCGAUUGUGCUGUCAAUAAAGUUAUAUUUGAAGGACUCCUGACCGGUCGGCGUUUGUGAAUAAAGUUUUUGUUGAAGCCAUGGCGGAUUAUAAAGAGGCGCCGCUCGCCUCCCUGCCUCAAACCCUUGAUCCGCGCGAGUACCUGGAGCUGAGCCCAGAGGAGCGCCGGGCCCAAGAGGAGAGACUCGCCAUCCGUGCCCGCCUCAAGCUGCAAUAUCUGAGCCAGCUCAACAACCCAAGGCGGACCGAGCUGAUAGAAGACCCAGCCCUCACUCGAUGGGUGUAUGCUCGCAAUCUGAACCACAUCUAUCCUAAUUUUCGUCCAAGUCCUAAGACUUCACUGAUGGGAUUUCUCUGUGGUGUAGUGCCUCUAUUUGUCUGGUACUACGUCUUCAAAACUGAUCGGGACGGUAAAGAAAAGCUUAUCAAGGAGGGAAUGGAGCGACCAUUUAGUCUAACGUCAUGAGUGCUUUUAGCAGAGAUGACAUGUGACCAGUAAUUGUACAGUAUGUUAUGCAAAAAUUAAACGUCCUUAUGCUUUAAAUAAACAUUGAUUUAAUUUA
This is a messenger RNA of Carcharodon carcharias (great white shark), 589 nucleotides long. RefSeq names its product NADH:ubiquinone oxidoreductase subunit B4 (gene ndufb4). Gene Ontology annotation, cellular component: mitochondrion. The transcript has 3 exons. The coding region runs from base 106 to 492 and encodes 128 amino acids. The record is from RefSeq and is a predicted model, not a curated record. Lineage: Eukaryota; Metazoa; Chordata; Chondrichthyes; Lamniformes; Lamnidae.